Molecule: messenger RNA, 3011 nt
Organism: Dacryopinax primogenitus
Lineage: Eukaryota; Fungi; Basidiomycota; Dacrymycetes; Dacrymycetales; Dacrymycetaceae
Product: WD40 repeat-like protein
Exons: 11
Coding region: 1169-2944 (591 amino acids)
Biological process (GO): regulation of DNA double-strand break processing
Cellular component (GO): nucleus; site of double-strand break
Molecular function (GO): protein binding
Source: RefSeq, a predicted model, not a curated record
AUUAGACUAUAGCAUGAUACAGCGGUUAUGUCUAGCGAGCAAGAUCCGUGUUAUACUGAGGCGUACUGCUCUAGCCCGGUAGCAUUGUGCUUGGCCUCGAGCUUCUUUUCGAGCUUUUCAAACUCGCUCAGUGACACCGCUUCCUCCUGAUCCACCACUUGUUCAACGAGCUUCACCUCAGGCACAUAAUGCAUCAGCAUGCGCUCGAUCCCGCUCUUGAGGGUGAUUGACGAGCUCGCGCAGCCCCUACAGCUCCCCUUCAACCGCAGCUUGACCGUACCUGACUCUUCCUCAAACCCGCGGAACUCGAUGUCCCCUCCAUCAUCCAUGAUUGCUGGGCGCACACGGGUCUCCAAAAGCUCCUUGAUCAUCGCAACCACCUCGCUGUCAUCGUCUGUUAUCCUCAGAUCCUGCGGUCCAGCCGCAUCCCGGUCCUCAUCGCUCCGGAAAAGCGGGGUCCCACUUGUGAAGUGCUCCAUGAGGAUGGAGUAUAUUUCAGGCUUGAGCACUGCCCAAGGGUGCUCACUGCUCUUGCUGACAGUGACAAAGUCCGGUCCAUAGAAGACAUGUGUAACGCCUUCGAUCCCCAUGAGCCGUAGCGCGAGGGGGGAGGCGAGUGCGGAACGCGUAUCGAGGAACUCGGCUGUUGUGGAUGCUCCUGGGUUGGAAGAGGAGGCGGACAUGACUGCUACGCCAGGGAUGAACUUGAGCGAAUCGUCGUUCGGUGUCGACUCGGUUUGGAUGAACAUUGUACGGACAGAUCCAAGUCCAGUCCGGGAUAUCCUCCCCACACCCUGCCUUGCUCCAGAGCUCGCAAGAAAGUUACUCGGCCCUGCUAUUCUCGCAGGUGCAGAAGAGAGCCUCCUACAUCCUCUAACAGCGAUCAUCCUCGCCGCAGCCGACGCCCCCCUAAGCACAGAACUACGUAGAGCGAGUGUUGACAUCGUCGUCGGAGAGCAAACGCAAGAGGACGUUGACGACAGUUUUGACAGGUGGGAACAUAGGCCGUGGAGGCCAAGGACCGCUGACGGAGCAACAAGCGCCGGCCCCUCGGAGUUAUGGCAUAGCCACUCAAGUGGGGCAGGAGCCGAGCCAAAGUCACCAACCACCGCUGUUCUCUCCCUCCGUCUGUGUUACCUCCUUUCCUACAUCAUUCUCGCUGUACAAAAUGGAUAUGGACUUCGCAGCAAUGGGCCUCCCAACAGGGUUUGGAAAGGCCCAGAAGUCCAAGCCCUCCAUAGCAGCUCGAUUCGAGCAAACAAAACGCUCCGCGCCUACGCCAGCCAAAGCCGAGCCAUCCCCAGCACCUCCGGCGUCGAAGGAGGUAGAGGAAGGCCCGAAGGUUGUUGGGAAGCGGACGCGUGAUGAGGCUGAGCAGGAGGAUGAACAAGACGGACCGAUGCCUGCACUUACUAAGGAGAAUGGGGAUGCAGUACAAGAUGAGGAUGUGGAGGACGUUGAUGACGAAGAGGACUUGGAGCCUGAGGAUGAUCUUCCGUUGACGCACGAGAUCCUGUUAAAGGAUCAUACCAAGGCCAUCUCUGCUCUCGCCUUAGAUCCCUCCGGUGCGCGUGUUGUGUCCGGGUCACACGACUACGAUGCUAAGCUCUGGGAUUUUGGCGGUAUGGACCUCUCCCUUCGCCCAUUUCGCUCCUGGGAGCCCGCAGGCUCCUAUCCAGUGCGAGAGCUCGCCUACUCUCCUUACGGCGACGCGUUCCUCUGUAUUUCAGGCACGACACAGGCGAAGCUGUUCGACAAGGACGGAGAGCAGAAGGCAGAGUUCAUCAAGGGGGAUAUGUAUAUCCGGGAUAUGAGGAACACGGCUGGUCACGUUGGUGAGCUGACGGGGUGCAGCUGGAGUCCCUGGCAAGAGAAUAUCUUCAUCACUAGCUCAGCGGAUUCGACUAUCCGCAUAUGGAAUGCGGAGAAUAGAAGGAAACAGAAGACUGUUAUUGUCGUGAAGAGCAAGGAGAGAGGCGCGAGGACCAAGGUCACCUGGUGCGGGUACAACCGCGAUGGGUCAAUGAUCGCUGGAGCAUGCGCGGACGGUACGAUCCACCUCUGGGCGUCUAAGUCCAACUUCGUACGACCCAACUUGUCGGCAGAGGAAGCGCACGAGAAGGGCACUGAUACCGACGGGUGUGCAUUCGCUGUUGACGGGUGGGGGUUCGUCAGCCGAGGAGGGGACGGGACUGUCAAGCUGUGGGAUACGAGAAAAUUCAAGCGCCCUGUCGCUACUGCUCCUGCGCCGACGAUGUAUCCCGGGACGAACGUAACCUUCUCCCCUGAUGGGAAGUAUGUCGUCACGGGGACUUCAGAGGGUACGAAGCAGGAAAUGGAGGCGGGGCUGGGCGGCGGCAAGCUGCUGUUGCUUAAGAGGGAGAACCUAGAGCUGGAGAGGGAGGUGCCCCUUGGUGGGCGGGGGAUCCUCAGGGUCGUUUGGCACCCCAAGAUCAACCAGAUCCUCUGUGGCCAUGCGGACGGGACAAUCCGCGUUUUGUACUCUCCCACGCACUCAAUCAACGGCGCCAAGCUGUGCGUUCCCCGAGGCACUAAAUCCCGCACAAUAGAAGACUACGCCUCCUCAUUGCAUGUCCCCAUAUUGCUUCCCGAAGAGCCGGGGAUGGGGCGAGACGUCUCAGAGCGGCCGAACAAGCGCCGCCGGGACAAGGAGCGGAUGGAGACGGGUGGGAAGACGAGGCGGCCUAUGGCACCUGUUCAUGGGCCUGGCAAGGGCGGCCGAGUGGGAGCAAGCGCAACUCAGCAUAUUGUCCAACAUCUGUUCAGGGACAAUACGAGGGACGAGGAUCCAAGAGAAGCACUGCUCAAGUACGCCGACGUUGCGGACAAGGAUCCGAUCUGGACUGCAGCGUGGAGGCAGAACCAGCCCAAGCCUGUUUUCCAAUACGUGGAUACGACGGAGGAGAAGGAGGAGGACGAGUAAGCGUUAGAUAUAACACGUAACUGUACACUAUUUCGUGUCACUUCUUUGGCGUGUACGAGCAAGAAAC